AUGCUUGCUAGGAAAAUCUGUUUACUCUCAAAUAUUGUGCGUCGUUCCCCGUGUAGUUAUCGUUGUGCCAGCAGUACGGCAAAUCAACAGGAAUUGGAAUCGGCUUCAUCGUCUAUAUCCGUCAAAGCUGUAAGGCCACGUCGAGCAAGAUCUCGAAGGCUUGGUGUUGAAUCGCCGGAUCCGAAACUUUGCUGUGGUUCGGGAUGUUUGAAUUGUGUUUGGAUUGAGUACGGCGUUUACCGAACGUUUUAUUACAGUGACGAACCUAUUGAAAAUACGUUGAAAAUAAUUGACGAAAAUGUAACAGAUGGUUGGUUACGUGAUUACGUAAAGAGGGAAAUACGUCAGCGAACGAAAAGAUGA
Molecule: messenger RNA, 363 nt
Organism: Enterobius vermicularis (human pinworm)
Lineage: Eukaryota; Metazoa; Nematoda; Chromadorea; Rhabditida; Oxyuridae
Source: the annotation of a GenBank genome assembly